Theobroma cacao (cacao) is the source of this 2011-nucleotide messenger RNA. RefSeq lists its product as uncharacterized. The record is from RefSeq and is a predicted model, not a curated record. Lineage: Eukaryota; Viridiplantae; Streptophyta; Magnoliopsida; Malvales; Malvaceae.
AUGGUUAUAGUCAGCCUUAUCCUCCAGCAUCUUCUCGUCAUAUCUGGGAAUCUUCGACGAGGAUACGUUGGGAAAAAAUUGCCUUGUGUGGCGAUAAUUGUAUGGUUAGUGUAUUUGUCAGCAGACUGGAUGGCAACUAUUGUGCUGAGUACCCUUCUUAUGGGCGAUGUUAAGCUUAAACAUGGCCUUAUUGUAUUUUGGACGCCCUUCCUUUUGUGGCAUCUUGGCAGCCCUCAUAACAUUACAGCUUAUUCUUUAGAAGACAAUGAGCUGUGGCUACGACACUUUCUUGGCAUGGUCUUCCAAGUGUCAGAGGCGGUAUAUAUCUAUAUCAGGUUUCGAUCAGACACCGACCUCAAUUUUAUGGCUGCUCCAAUAUUCCUUGCUGGAGUUUGCAAGUACGGAGAAAGGAUAUGGGCUCUCAGAUCUGCAAGCGACAAGCAGCUCAUAAAUUCCUUGUACUCUUCAAAAGGAAAGGCUUGGCCACAGGAAAAUAAAAAUAUCAGAAUAGGGCUGUCUGAGUCUGCAAUAAACGAUUCUUUCAAAGGCAAAGGCAACGUUUCCGAGCUCAACUUGCUCCGCCAAGCUUAUUCAUCUUUUGUUAUUUUCAAGCCUCUCUUCCUUGGCCUCCCAUUUGGGCUUUCCGCAAAAUUUUAUGACGACAUGGUCUACAUCAAGUCUAAAUCCGCGGAAGAUGCCUUCAAAUUGGUAGGGUCUGAACUGGGAUACCUUUACGACUUGCUUUUCACCAAGAUGCCCCUUCAUCACCAUCAGCCUAAAUUGAGUUUAAGUCUUCGUGCCUUGUGCUUUCUGUCUGCUGUGUCAUCACUGAUUGCAUUCUCAGCAAUCAUGGAUAAGAGUGUGCAUUCAAAAGUCGACAUUGUCAUUACUUAUCUGCUGUUGCUGGGAGCUAUUUCUCUCGACGUAUAUUCAUUUAUAAUGCACGCUCUCUCUACAUGGGCAAUGAUCAGGUCCCCCAUUCCAAAAAACAUGGUGCAAAAAAUGUACUCCAAGGUUGUUGCUUCCAGGAUGAAUUUGGUUGAAGCCAAGAUGGAAAUCAAAUCAAUGGCACAACAUGAUCUAAUAAAUUAUUUCGCCGAGGCCAAGACAAACAAGUUCACUGAAGCUGUAAGGAUUAUUGACACUGGUAAUCUUUUACAGAAGUAUGGGCAUACCAAUUGGAAGCCUGUUGAUUGUGAAUUGAAGAAAUUCAUCUAUGAUCAUCUAAAAGAGAAGCGUCAGACGUUGGCCGAGAAGGGUUUCGGACAGGAGGAUCUCGAGAAGUUAUUAAAUGCGAAAGGUGAAAACAUGUUAGAUGAACAUGUUAUGGAGGACUUGGUCGGCACAACAGAUUUUAUACAAGGCAUUUUUUGUUGGCAUUUUGCUACAAAGCUUGUUUACUACGAUGAUCUCGACAACUUUCGAACAGGUACGCUCGGUUCAUCCUGCGAAAUUGCCAUGUCUUUGUCUGAUUACAUGAUGUACCUCGUACUCGUCCGUCCAUUGAUGCUGCCUAAAGGGUUCAGUGAAGUGAUAAACAAUGAAAACUACCGCCAAGCCAAAAUUCUUUUCCCAGAGGAUAUGACAAAAAACAUGAGAAAAAUAGAAGUCAGGAAAAAAUUUACAUCAGUGGUGCUUGGGCACCAAAAUUUUCUCAGUGAAAGUAAUAGCUUGGAAGUGAUAAACGGUGGGUGUAGGUUUGCCCAAAAAUUGCAGAGUGUUAUCACAGAGUUUCGGUGGGAUCAUGAAGAGAAAUGGAAAAUGAUUAGUAAAGUGUGGGUGGAGAUGAUGACUUAUGCUGCCAGUCAUUGUUCUUGGAAAGAGCAUGCUCAACAAUUGAGGCACGGUGGGGAGCUGCUUACUCAUGUUGCCCUUCUUAUGGCACAUCUUGGUUUGACCACUCAGAUCCGCAGAGAAAAACCACCUGAUCAUGAGGAUGAGCUUAAUCUGCCAUUCCCACUUUAACUAGGCGUAAUCCAAAAUGUUGAUGAGCCUGAUUUUAUUCAUUUAU